AUGGUCAGGAUUGCCAGGAGAUCUGCUGAGUCUCAUGAACACAAUGGGAGAUGCAGGCCAUAUGUGUCUAAGUUCCUUGCCAAAGAAUUUGAAAAAGCUUCCGAAUGCCAGAUAAGAAGGAGCACAAACGACAGUUACGAAGCUACACUUAGUGGAGUUUCUCAUCGGGUAAGCUUGACUGAGAGGACUUGCACUUGUCAAAAAUGGCAAAUCUGUGGCAUUCCUUGUGAGCAUGCUUAUGGAGUCAUGAUUGAUAGGAAGUUUGAGUUUGAAUACUAUGUGUGUUUCUGGUUUCGGACACCUAUGUGGAGGAGAAACUACACAGAAGGCCUUGUUCCACAAAGAGGACAUGCUUAUUGGCCAUCUACCAACCUCCCUAAUGUGCAUAGACCACCAUCACCACCGCAACCUGGGAGGAAGAAAGGAAAGGAGUGUAAGAAGGACAAAAAGAGGAAAAAAGGACCAAAUGAGUCUCCUUCGAAAAAAGCACCUAAAAAGUUGAAAAGAAUAAUGCAUUGUGGUAUGUGUGGUGAAGCUAGUCACAAUUCUAGGUUUCACUCGAAGAAGAAGUCUUCUAAACAGAUUAGUGAGUGA
Molecule: messenger RNA, 594 nt
Organism: Camelina sativa (false flax)
Lineage: Eukaryota; Viridiplantae; Streptophyta; Magnoliopsida; Brassicales; Brassicaceae
Source: RefSeq, a predicted model, not a curated record